Molecule: messenger RNA, 1479 nt
Organism: Spodoptera littoralis (African cotton leafworm)
Lineage: Eukaryota; Metazoa; Arthropoda; Insecta; Lepidoptera; Noctuidae
Source: the annotation of a GenBank genome assembly
AUGGCGGAGGCGGCGCCUGGCAAUAUUGUGAAGGAAGGCUGGCUGCAGAAGCGGGGUGAACACAUCCGCAACUGGCGUGACCGUUACUUCAUCCUGUUUGACAAUGGUGAUCUGGUAGGAUUCAAGACGCAGCCGGAACGGAAUAACUACCGCGAUCCCCUGAACAAGUUCACGGUACGGGACUGCCAGAUAAUGGCUGUAGACAAGCCGCGCCCCUACACCUUUACCAUCCGCGGCUUGCAGUGGACUACCGUCAUCGAGCGCAACUUCUCAGUGGACACAGAGAAAGAGCGUGAGGAGUGGGUGGCGGCCAUCCGCUACGUGUCGUCGGCGCUGUCGGCGGGCGGGCCGAGCGCGGCGGGCGCGGGGCUGCCGGAGAGCGACGACCGCGACAUGGCGCAGCUCGGCACCAGCUUCCGCGACCCGCGCCGUAUUACCCUUGAGAAAUUCGAGUUCGUCAAGGUUCUAGGCAAGGGCACCUUCGGCAAAGUGGUGCUGAGUCGUGAGAAAGGCACGGGCAAACUGUACGCCAUGAAGAUUCUCAAGAAGAACCUCAUUAUCCAGAAGGACGAGGUGGCGCAUACCAUCACCGAGAACCGCGUGCUCAAGAAGACCAACCACCCUUUCCUCACGGCCUUGCGCUACUCGUUCCAGACGGCGGACCGCGUCUGCUUCGUCAUGGAGUACGCCAACGGCGGCGAGCUCUUCUUCCAUCUCUCGCGCGAGCGAUCCUUCUCCGAGGAACGCACGCGCUUCUACGGCGCGGAGAUAGUCUCCGCACUCGGGUACUUACACGCCGAGGGAAUCAUCUACCGCGACCUCAAGCUAGAGAACUUGUUGCUGGACAAGGACGGACACAUCAAGAUCGCGGACUUCGGCCUCUGCAAGGUGAACAUUACGUACGGGAGCACCACGAAGACGUUCUGCGGCACGCCCGAGUACCUGGCGCCCGAGGUGCUGGAGGACACGGACUACGGGCCCGCCGUGGACUGGUGGGGCACGGGCGUGGUGAUGUACGAGAUGGCGUGCGGCCGCCUGCCCUUCUACAACCGCGACCACGACGUGUUGUUCUCGUUGAUCCUCAGCGAGGAGGUUCGGUUCCCGCGCGCGCUGUCUGCUUCGUGCCGCGCCCUGCUGGCGGGCCUGCUGACGAAGGAGCCCGCCAAUAGACUGGGCGCGGGCCCGGACGACGCGCACGAGAUCAUGAACCAUCCGUUCUUCGCGUCCGUGAACUGGGCGGACCUGGUGGCCAAGAAAAUCCCGCCGCCCUUCAAGCCGCAGGUGGAGUCUGAGACGGACACUCGCUACUUCGACUCGGAGUUCACGGGCGAGUCCGUGGAACUGACGCCGCCCGAGAAUGAUUCGAGUCUGGCGCGCAUUCAAGAGGAACAGUUCCCGCAGUUCUCCUACCAGGAUAUCUGCUCCUCCGCGCACUCCGCACUCUCGCACCACUCCGCGCUCGCUGACAAGCGCCAGUAG